AUGCGAUCCCUUGUACUCCUUGCCAUCUCGGCUGCUUGCUACCUAUCUGUUUCUGCUACAAUGCAGAAUGUGACCGUCAAAGGUAUUGCUGUAUGCAAUAAGAAACGUUUGGGAAACGUUCAUGUCGAGCUAUACGACAAGGACACAUUGAACCCUAACGACCUUCUGGCUGAGACGCAUACCAACUCUGAUGGCGAAUUUGAACUAUACGGACAGGAAGACGAGGUCGGCACCAUUGAGCCUUUCAUUCGCCUCCAUCACCC
Messenger RNA from Cooperia oncophora, 263 nucleotides. Lineage: Eukaryota; Metazoa; Nematoda; Chromadorea; Rhabditida; Trichostrongylidae. The record is from the annotation of a GenBank genome assembly.